UUUCUUUUUCCUUAAUUCCAUUGGUUGUGAUUUAUAGAUCUGUGCUUGUUUUUGUUUGAGCGUUCUCUUCUAUCCCGAAAACGGUGGGGUUCUUGGGAGUUUUUUCGGUUCAGAUGCGUGUUUUCAGAGCAGCGGCAAUCUGCUGGUAAACUGCAUUGUAGAUUCCCUGCUGGUUCAUGUGCAACGACCACUCUUGGAGACGCGUGUUUGAAAAAAGAAUAGUUCAACCUUUUCAUUUCAUCCUGUCGCUUAAUUUGAAAUGUUAUCAAGUUUAACUGGGGCACUGUCUAUUUACUUGUCACGUUGAGGGUGAAUUUCUGUUUUUGUAGUUCAAAAAAUAUGUGAACUUUAGGAAUCGGAAUGUUUUUAGCUGCAUGGUUCUGCGUUAAGUUUCCCUCUUUUCUUGAAAGCUAUGAGCUGAUAUGAUUUUCCUUCUAUAUUUGAGUUUGAACAUGAGCCGAGCAACCCUGAUUCUACUUGAAUCCCACUGUAUGUAAAAUUCUUCUCUUUUUCACUUGCCUUUCCUUUCCUUUCCUUUUCUCUCUGUUUUUUUUUUUUUUGGGGGGGGGGCCACGCCUGUGAAAUCAUUCAUUCUCUUUUCAUUGAUGUUAAUUAUUAACGUUAAAGAGCUCAAUAGGUCUGGCAGUGGGGUAAAUGGAGAGGAAAUUCGUUUUAUGGGACAACUAGCGUGGGUCCCAUAUGUUCUAGAUAGUCUGAGAUGAGCUGCUUCAACAUGAAUGUUGCAAUUUGUUAAUUUUUUAUUUUAUAUUUAGAUUAGAUAAUAUUUUAAAAAUGACUGUUUCCCUAGAAACUAGACGCAUUCUGUGACGUUUAUCAACCACUACGAAUUCUGCAACAAUUAUUUGACAAAUCACAGAAUUUAAAUUGUGGCAUGAAGUGAUCAGGAUAUGUGUGGCCCCACUUUUAGCAGACGAGAGAACUGAUGUGUCGUCAAAUGAUUUAUUAUCACCACCCUUUUAUCUUUUCGCUAUAGCAUUAAUCCAAAGGGGAUGUUGAUGUCGCUGAAUUUUCAAGUUUCUUAACCGUUCACUAAUACUUUUCUCAUAUUCUAAAAUACACUGGAAAUAUUGAUGCUUAUUACUUUUCACUGAUUCUCUUUGUUUUCUUCGAGGUAGAAACACUCCUUUUCUUUCUAAUUGUAUCGCUGUUCUUUGAGCCCCUAAUACCUGACAAAUUAUGUUAUUCUAUAAUUCUGUUUGCAUCCAUGUGUCCCAUAUUACCAUGAAUUUGAGACGGCAUCUUGACAAUUUCACUACUAACUCUUGGCUUGCGUGAGUUUGAAUUCACUGCCGUCUUACGAUGAAAACAAUCAACAUUGGUGACAGUUUCGUGAUCAAUAAAAUGAAUAUACCAAGAUGGUUGCACAGGAUUUUGUAGCUGAUUUGAACAAGCCACUUGUCUUCCAGGUUGGACAUCUGGGAGAAGCUUAUGAAGAAUGGGUUCACCAGCCGAUUGUGAGCAAGGAAGGCCCUCGUUUUUUUGAAAGUGAUUUUUGGGAGUUCUUGACCCGCACAGUCUGGUGGGCAAUUCCAGUCAUUUGGUUGCCAGUCGUAUGCUGGUUUAUCUUGGUCUCUGUACGAAUGGGUCUUACUUGCCCUCACAUUUCUGUACUGGUUGUCCUUGGCAUUCUUGUAUGGACAUUGCUUGAAUAUACAUUGCACCGGUUUCUUUUCCACAUUAAAACAAAAUCUUACUGGGGAAAUACAAUUCAUUAUCUUCUUCAUGGCUGCCACCAUAAGCACCCCAUGGAUGGCUUGAGGCUUGUUUUCCCCCCUGCUGCAACAGCUGUAUUGUUGGUGCCGUUCUGGAACUUGGUGAAGCUCAUAUCCACUCCCUCAACGGCUCCUGCACUUUUUGGAGGUGGUUUAUUGGGUUAUGUGAUUUAUGAUUGCACGCAUUACUAUUUGCACCACGGUCAGCCAAAGAGUGAAGUGCCCCGGAAUCUCAAGAAGUAUCACAUGAAUCAUCACUUCCGGGUCCAGGAUAAAGGCUUCGGCAUUACUUCUUCAUUAUGGGACAAGGUCUUCGGAACAUGUCCUUCAUCAAAAGUUGAUGCAAAGAGCAGAUGAGUUAUUAUCAAAUACAACAUAUAUUCAUUAGUUUAGAUCAUAGCAGAAUUCAGGUGUCCAGACAAAUAUAUCCAGCGAUUACUGCUUCUAUCUGUGUAUUCACAAUGUUGCUCAUUAUUAAUGCUUUGAAGAAUUAGCGUGCCAUCUUUGUUAAUUUUAUGAUGCCCCAUCUACUACCGAACAUUCUGUAAAAAGUAUUGAUAUGUUAUUCCUAAGAUUUUUGGUGGGAAA
This is a messenger RNA of Neltuma alba, 2321 nucleotides long. RefSeq names its product dihydroceramide fatty acyl 2-hydroxylase FAH1. The transcript is spliced from 7 exons. Bases 1377 to 2090 code for a protein of 237 amino acids. The record is from RefSeq and is a predicted model, not a curated record. Gene Ontology annotation, cellular component: endoplasmic reticulum; membrane. NCBI's taxonomy places the organism in Eukaryota, Viridiplantae, Streptophyta, Magnoliopsida, Fabales, Fabaceae. Gene Ontology annotation, molecular function: iron ion binding; fatty acid 2-hydroxylase activity. Gene Ontology annotation, biological process: fatty acid metabolic process; lipid biosynthetic process.